GCCGCCACUCUCAAGAUGGAGACUAGUCGUGCCGCCAUUAAGCGCAAAUCUUCUGAUCCAUCCUCUCUUAAGGUUUCUCAGUCCUGCCCAAGAUGGCCGUCUCGGUUCCGGCAUCCGCUUUUUUGCCACACUCAACAUGGCGACGCGGCAUUACCGUUCCCGGUGCGCGGUGUACGAAAGGAAGUGACGCAUCGCAGGCUCUUCCGCUUUCUUUCUGCAGCAGGAACCGUGGCCACUGGGCUAAAGGGGGGUGCGGUGGAUUUUGACCUUUGCCUCGGCCUCAUAGCUCGUGUCCGGCCCGGAGCCCCGCGCGUGAUGUUGCUACUGAUGCUGCUGCUGCCCCUCUGCUGGGCCGUGGAGGUCAAGAGACCCCGGGGAGUGUCCCUCACUCAUCAUCACUUCUAUGAUGAGUCCAAGCCCUUCACCUGCCUGGACGGCUCCGCCACGAUCCCUUUUGAUCAGGUGAACGAUGACUACUGUGACUGCAAGGAUGGUUCAGAUGAGCCCGGCACGGCUGCCUGUCCUAACGGUAACUUCCACUGCACCAACUCGGGCUACAAGCCCCUGUACAUCCCCUCCAGCCGCGUCAACGAUGGCGUCUGCGACUGCUGCGACGGCACCGACGAGUACAACAGUGGCAUCGUGUGUGAGAACACCUGCAAAGAGAAGGGCCGCCAGGAGAGAGAGUCCCUGCAGCAGAUGGCAGAGGUUACCCGCGAAGGCUUCCGCCUUAAGAAGGCCCUCAUUGAGGACUGGAAGAGAGCCCGGGAGGAGAAGCAGAACAAGCUCGCCGAGCUCCAGGCCGGAAGGAAGUCUCUGGAAGACCAGGUGGAGGCGCUGCGGACUUUGAAGGAAGAGGCUGAGAAGCCAGAGAAGGAGGCCAAGGAACAGCACCAGAAGCUGUGGGAAGAGCAGCAGGCCGCUGCCAGGGCCCAGCGUGAGCAGGAGCUGGCGGCCGAUGCUUUCCGGGAGCUGGAUGACAACAUGGACGGUGUGGUCUCGGUGGCCGAGCUGCAGAGCCACCCAGAGCUGGACACGGAUGGCGACGGGACGCUGUCCGAAGGAGAGGCCCAGGCCCUGCUCAGCGGGGACCCACAGACAGAUGCCAGCGCCUUCUACGACCGUGUGUGGGCCGCCAUCAGGGACAAGUACCGGUCAGAGGCGCUGCCCGCCGACGUGCCACCACCCCCAGCCCCGGAGGUGACGGAGCCCAAGGAGGAGCCGCCAUUGGUGCCGACCCAUCCCACAGAGGAGGAUGAAGAGGAGGAGGAGGAGCCCGAGGAGGAGGAAGACGAGGAAGAGCAGGAUUCCGAGGUGCCGGGGGAGCGGCCCAAGGAGGCCCCGUCCCCACUCAAGCCCCCCCGGCCAGCCAGCCCCAGCGAGGAGGACAAGAUGCCGCCCUAUGACGAGCAGACACAGGCCUUGAUCGACGCUGCCCAGGAGGCCCGCAGCAAGUUCGAGGAGGCUGAGCGGUCCCUGAAGGACAUGGAGGAGUCCAUCAGGAGCCUGGAGCAGGAGAUCUCCUUCGACUUCGGCCCGCAGGGGGAGUUUGCCUACCUGUACAGCCAGUGCUACGAGCUCACCACCAACGAGUACGUCUACCGGCUCUGCCCCUUCAAACUGGUCUCCCAGAAGCCCAAGCUGGGCGGCUCCACCACCAACCUGGGCACCUGGGGGUCCUGGGCCGGGCCCGAGCACGACAGGUUCAGCGCCAUGAAGUACGAACAGGGCACCGGCUGCUGGCAGGGCCCCAACCGCUCCACCACUGUGCGCCUGCUGUGCGGGAAGGAGACGGUGGUCACCAGCACCACAGAGCCCAGCCGCUGCGAGUACCUCAUGGAGCUCACCACGCCGGCCGCCUGCCCGGAGCCACCCCCCGAGCUGCCCGCCGACAGUGACCACGACGAGCUGUAGCCGGUCGAGCCAAGGACCUCCAGGCAGGAAGCGGCCCCCAGGAGCGCCGCCACCGCCCUCCAUCUGUGGACCAAGGCCUGGCUCCUGCGGUUCCCUCCUUCCACUGAGCAGGGCCCUUGGGGCCCCUGAGCGAGCCGGGCUCCCCGGUGGGUCCCGGCUGGGCUGAGCCCCGAUCCAGGCCCCAGCGGCUUCCAGAGGUGGAUAAAGGAGCCCCGGCCCCGGCCCCGCCCUCACGGUUCACUGCUGCCUCCGUGUCGCCCGUGUCGCCCCUCCUUGCCCUCGUGGUGGGGCCAGUGAAUGACCUCAUCUGUGACCCCAAACAAUAAAUGUGACUUUGCCCCAAA
Messenger RNA from Cavia porcellus (domestic guinea pig), 2258 nucleotides. It is a transcript of the gene Prkcsh, whose product is annotated as PRKCSH beta subunit of glucosidase II. Gene Ontology annotation, cellular component: glucosidase II complex. NCBI's taxonomy places the organism in Eukaryota, Metazoa, Chordata, Mammalia, Rodentia, Caviidae. The transcript is spliced from 18 exons. The record is from RefSeq and is a predicted model, not a curated record. Gene Ontology annotation, molecular function: protein binding; calcium ion binding. The coding region runs from base 16 to 1914 and encodes 632 amino acids. Gene Ontology annotation, biological process: liver development; N-glycan processing.